AUUCUAACCUUCUUUCUGUUCCGGUAUCUGUCAAACUGGAAGUACCAACAUAAGAAAGUAAAUCUGUGUCUUGUUAAAACCAGCUUGAAGCUUCAUAGGGUAAAUUUUGACGUUUUUUCAUAAAACAGUCCAUAUGAAUGGUCUACGUGACCUACUUUUACUUAUGCGGCUUCAACCGAUUUAUAGUGAUUUUUGUUGCAAGCGUAUCGAGUCGGCCAUUUUAGUAAUCAUUGGUGUUUUUACUGUAAAUUAAGGUUGCUCUUAAUAAAUAAAUAUAAAACUUAGAAUGAAACAUACAGAAGAUAAUCAAACAAUUGAACGUCGAUCAAUAAAUUAUGGCUGCUAAUAUAUAAGAGAAAAGUGCGGUAAAUAAUUGACGAAAUAUUUUGAUUGACUGUGAUCGUGUUGAUAUUCGACAAUGUCUGGUGGAGAUGAGAUAUGUUCGUCGGGGACAGGUGUUAACAUCCAAGUUUUUCGUCCUACUUGGGAUGAAUUCAAAGAUUUUAACAAAUAUAUACAGUAUAUGGAAUCAAAAGGAGCAAAUAAAGCUGGUCUUGCUAAAGUUAUUCCUCCACCAGAGUGGGUUCCCAGGCGAAAUGGUUAUGACUUAGAAGACCUGAACAUCACAAUUCCGUCACCAAUUUGUCAGGUUGUUACAGGAAAGCAAGGUUUAUUUCAACAAAUUAAUAUUCAAAAAAAAUCAAUGACAGUCAAACAGUUCUCGGUACUUGCGAACUCUGCGAAAUACUGUACACCACGACACACUAGUUUUGAAGACUUAGAACGUAAGUAUUGGAAGAAUGUCACCUAUGUGGCACCCAUUUAUGGCGCAGAUGUGAAUGGAAGCAUUACAGACCCUGAUGUUAAUGAAUGGAACAUCAACCGCUUAGGUACUAUCUUGGACUUUGUUAACUCUGACUAUGGCAUCGAAAUAGAUGGUGUGAAUACGGCAUAUCUCUAUUUUGGUAUGUGGAAGACAACAUUUGCGUGGCAUACAGAAGAUAUGGAUUUGUAUUCAAUUAAUUAUUUGCACUUUGGUGAGCCUAAAACUUGGUAUGCAGUGCCUCCUGAACAUGGAAAACGGUUUGAACGAAUAGCUGCUGGUUUCUUUCCGACUUCCGCUAAAACAUGCCAAGCAUUUUUAAGGCACAAGAUGACUUUAAUCUCACCUCAAAUCUUAAAGCAAUAUUCUGUACCGGUUAACAAAAUUACUCAAGAGGCUGGUGAAAUUAUGAUAACAUUUCCCUAUGGAUAUCAUGCUGGGUUUAACCAUGGUUUUAACUGUGCUGAGUCAACAAACUUUGCUGCACCAAGGUGGGUUGAAUAUGGAAAGCGAGCCACUCAGUGCACUUGCAGCAAUGACAUGGUAAAAAUUUCUAUGGAUACAUUUGUGAAACGGUUCCAACCUGACCGCUAUGAGUUAUGGCUUAAAGGGCAAGAUAUAGGCUGCCACCCAGAACAACCAGAAAAAAUGGUUCCUGCUCCACAUCCGUCAGGUCAAGAUAUUCUUUGUAAUAAAAAUAAUACAGAACUUCCACAAACAUUUAUUGAAGCUGAAGAAGAAGGUUUGAAAAAGAAGAAAAGACAUCCACUACACUUAAAACGUGCCAUGGCAAGUAAAAGCAUUUCUGAAGGGGCUAUUGCAGUGUCAAUAUUGGGUCAUGAUGUCAUGGAUGAUGACGAAAUGGCUAUGGCGGAAGGAGAUUUAGACAUGAUGACAUCAAUGAAAAAACCUAUAAUGCCAAUAGAGCCAGGAGACCCACAGCUGGAUGCCCUAGAAGAUAUAUGGCUGAAAGGAGACGAGAUGGACCCUUCAGAAGCACAGUUGCCAGAUGUUGGUUACAUGGAUUCUGAUAAAGACUCAGACUAUGAAGUACCUAAGACAAAAAAGCCCAAUAAAGUCAGAAAACCGAGAAAGGACAGUAUUAAAAAAGAGAAAAAAGAGGUAGAUGAAGUAGACAAGCCAAAAACUACUCCGAAAAAAAGGCAGAUUAAAACGAAAAAAUUGUCAAACAAAGAGCUUGAAGACAUGUCAGAUGUAAUAUCAAAUUGGGACUUACCACAUCACAACAUUUUAACUGAAACAGUAGUUAGUCAAUCAGAUCCAUUAAGUAACAUUACCGACACAAAUACAGAGGCUAAAAACACAACACUACAGAGAGACAUCACAAAUGAACCUAAAAAGAGAAAACCAGGUAGAAAACCUAAAGACCCUAGUCAGGACACACCGAAGAAAGAUAUUAAAAAAGAACAGACUAAACGCACACCUAGGCCAAAGAAAGAAAAGCUUGAAGGGGACAAAUUACGCAAACCAAGAAAACAAAAGGCUCCAAAAUGCAAUCCAGACUUUGAGUAUCAUUCACCUCUACAGCCUGUUAUUUCCAGACAGAAUAAAAUUUAUAACGAACAGUCUCCAAAACAUCAUAAAAAGCCACCUGGUUGUCCUAAAGUAUAUCCAGGACUUGCCGACACAAAUUCACGAGUACCUUCAGUAUUGCCACCUAUAAAUAAGAAUCCUAGUGCUUUUGAAAGUGAAUUUCACAAAUUCAUGACAAAAAAUCAAAACGAAUUAACGCCUAUAUACCAUAAGAAGUCCCCACCGAAAACAAAGAGAACUGAAACUAAACCAGUAAAAGAAGCUAUACCACAGAGAACAGACUUUCCGCUUCCAAUUGGGCAGUAUAAUGAUAAUAUUUUCCUAGACACACCGAUAGAUUAUAGAAUGUAUCAAACACAAGGUAUGCCACCACCACAGAUGGCAAACCCCUCACAAGAUAGAAAAGCAUGGCGAGGAGAUUAUUAUUCGAACUCUUAUAAUUUUAAUAACCCUUAUGAUUCAAUGAAUCACCCAUUUUACAGAAGUCCCUAUCAAACACCCUGGUAUAAUUAUCAAAAAUAGGCAAUAUUUUAUCUAUAUAGUUUUGUUGUAUGUUUCUCUAAAUAUGGUUUUAUGUAUAAGUAAUAAAUAUUCUAAGACAUAA
This is a messenger RNA of Pieris brassicae (large cabbage white), 2981 nucleotides long. RefSeq names its product probable lysine-specific demethylase 4B. Gene Ontology annotation, cellular component: nucleus. Gene Ontology annotation, biological process: chromatin remodeling. Bases 419 to 2899 code for a protein of 826 amino acids. The record is from RefSeq and is a predicted model, not a curated record. NCBI's taxonomy places the organism in Eukaryota, Metazoa, Arthropoda, Insecta, Lepidoptera, Pieridae. The transcript has a single exon. Gene Ontology annotation, molecular function: histone H3K9 demethylase activity; histone H3K36 demethylase activity.